Molecule: messenger RNA, 2614 nt
Organism: Sinocyclocheilus rhinocerous
Lineage: Eukaryota; Metazoa; Chordata; Actinopteri; Cypriniformes; Cyprinidae
Product: zinc finger protein AEBP2-like
Exons: 8
Coding region: 112-1380 (422 amino acids)
Biological process (GO): regulation of transcription by RNA polymerase II
Cellular component (GO): ESC/E(Z) complex
Source: RefSeq, a predicted model, not a curated record
CGAUCAGCCUCCAGCAGUUCAGCUUCUCGAUCCGGUCGCCGAAAGUCUCCGCGUUUCAUCCGUUUCCCGUCGCUUAAACCCGGCCAGACCGCGCGCAGACGAGCGGAACCGAUGGCUGCGAUGACUUCUGACGGUUCCGAGCAAGAGUCGCAGAGCCCGAGCGAACAAAACGGCGACGGGAGCGAGUCGGGCCUCCGCUCCGCAGAUCCGGAACCGGCCGUUAAGAUGGACGCUGCGGAGACCGACGAGAAGCCCAACGGACGCGAGUCUACGGAACAAAAAACGGAGGAAGCCACGCGGGGAGACGGCAGCAACGACCAGGAUGGCGAGACCGAAGCGGAGCCGGAGAAAGAGCCGCAGAAGAGCCCCGGCUGCGCGGACGGAACGGCGGAGCGGAUGAAGAGAGAACAAAGGGAGGAGGAGAGCGCGUCUUCACCGGCGGAGAAAAACAGCGGCAGCGGCGAAGGAAUGAAGAGGCGAGCGAGUCUGGAGAUGAUGAGCUCGUCGUCGGACGGAGAGCCGCUCAGCCGCAUGGACUCGGAGGACAGUAUCAGCAGUACUCUCAUGGACAUGGAGAGCAUCGCAUCCAGCGGUCGUUCUACCCCAGCUAUGAUGAACGGACACGGCGGGGCAUCUUCCUCCUCCACUAAGGGCUCAUCUUACCCCUGCUGCUGGGAUCAGUGCCACAUGCUGUUCAACAGCAGCCCGGACCUGGCCGAACACAUCCGCGGAGUGCACGUGGACGGACAGCGCGGCGGGGUUUUCGUGUGUCUUUGGAAAGGCUGUAAGGUGUAUAACACACCGUCCACCAGUCAGAGCUGGCUGCAGAGACACAUGCUCUCACACAGUGGAGACAAACCAUUUAAGUGUGUGGUGGGAGGUUGCAAUGCCACCUUCGCCUCCCAGGGGGGGCUAGCGCGCCACGUACCGACCCACUUCAGCUCCCAGAAUUCCUCCAAACUCUCAAGCCAAACCAAGGUGAAGGAAGAGUCGCCUUCCAAAGCGGGCAUCAACAAACGGAGGAAACUCAAGUACAAACGGCGGAGGUCGUUGCGUAAGCCACGACCUCACGACUUUUUUGAUGCUCAGACCAUGGAUGCAAUCCGUCAUCGCGCCAUCUGCCUCAAUCUAGCCACUCAUAUUGAGAGCCAAGGCAAAGGCCACAGUGUUGUGUUUCACAGUACGGUGAUCGCCAGGCGGAAGGAGGAUUCUGGGAAAGUGAAAGUGUUGCUUCAUUGGACGCCGGAGGACAUACUUCCAGACGCCUGGGUCAGUGAGAGCGACCGUCCCCAGCUGAAGACCAAAGUGGUCCACCUCUCCCAGCUUCCUCAGGACACGGCGGUUCUGUUGGACCCCAACAUCUACAGGAUGUUUUUCUAGGAGACUGGGUGGGGAGGGCGGCUUCUGUCAGCGCCUGCUGACGUACCCAAAUCGAAGUGGACGCGCGGAUCUUUUGAGACGGGACUUCUUUUCCCUUUGCUUUUUACCCCUCCACUUUCUCCUUUUUUUUCUUUUUAAUGCGCCGAGUCUGCCAAAGCAUGCAGUGAAUUUUUAAUGUGUGUUUUUAUCCCUUGAAGAGGGAAAAAAAGGCACAAAAUUGUGAACCGUGUCGGUGCUGGACUUUUAACUGUCUGGGAGGAUGUGUUGUACACCACGGUUUUGAUUUUCCUUCUCUACGUCCUCCACUCUGCUGAUUAUCUUAUGCUUUUUUCAUGGAGAAAGUGCCCAUGUAAAUAUUCCAGGAGAAUUGUAAUAUAUUUUUGUACUGUGGAAAUUUUACUGUACUGUAGAUAGAUGUAAUAAGCCACAAGCUGACAGAAAACAUAAUUGUACAGAAUGUGAAAGGUAAUAGUUUUGGAUGAUGUGAAUGCUUCCAUAGAUGUUUUUGCGUGUUUUUCCUUCCUUUUUUUUAGUAUGAGAUUUUUUUUUCCUUAAAACACGCGCACAGACUCUUAUAACUGGUGCUCCACCUACUGAUGAUGAUGAUUAUGAUGAUGGGAUGUUAUCGUCCUCCGUCUGCGCCAUUUGUGUGUUCUGCUCAAGCCAAGGAGUGUAUAGACAUCUCAACGUAAUGGUGCUAAAGCUAACACUAGCGUUUAGGCUAAUGCACAUAGGAGAACUAUAGGAUCAAUAAUGAUGGUGCUUCUUAGAUCAUGUACUUAAUAAUAAUCCAGUGUUCCCCGUACUUACAGAUCAUACUUCUGUCUUUGUAGUAAAGUUGAAAUUAUAUAAAGGUUUUUUUUUUUUUUUUUUGGUUGCUUGCUUGUUUGAGUCUUCAGGUUUGCAGUUUACGCUGAUUCUAGCCCAUAUAAACCUUGUGUUUCUCACACAGGACUUGUUUAUUAACAGUGAGGAGGCCAGGGGCAUCUGGGAGUCGUUUUAUUGGGGCAGAUUUGCAAGCGUUGAUGCGGAGGCCAUCUGCCAGGACCUUUAGCUCCGCGUCAGAGCCCUCCUAAUAUGACUUGCUGGUUUAGUCGACACCUGACUGUGGGUUUUUGACUUUAUUCUCUCAUUCUCACAUAUUGUCGCACUCGGUUUGGGUUUUCAAUCAUUAUAAAUUAGCUCGCAUCUUCAUUCAGGGUUUCUGCAGGUCUUAAAAGUUGUCCUCCCACAA